UAACCAGUAGGUUGCUCAAGCACCAGCAGUUUUUCCCCUAUCAAAAACAGGAAAAGGUACUUUGAGCCUUUGUCCUGCUCGGGCAAUCAGACCCGCUGCAGCGAGUUGCCCCUAAACAUUCCAGUUUACAACUGCCUUCAGGAUUGCCGAGAUGGAUAAAGAAAAUCUGUCCGUGGUGCUGCAUUCUCCUGGCGAUCUCAGAUUGGAACAUCUUCCUGUUCCUGAACCAGGUCCAAAUGAGGUCCUUCUGCAGAUGCACUCGGUUGGCAUCUGUGGCUCGGACGUGCACUACUGGCAGCACGGGCGCAUCGGUGACUUUGAGGUGAAGAAGCCCAUGGUGCUGGGGCACGAGGCCUCGGGCCGCAUCCUCAAAGUGGGGCCAGGAGUCAAGCACCUCCAGCCAGGUGACAGAGUUGCCAUCGAGCCCGGAGUGCCUCGCGAGAUGGAUGAGUUCUUCAAAGCUGGGCGUUACAACCUGUCCCCCACAAUCUUUUUCUGUGCCACACCCCCGGAUGAUGGGAACCUGUGCCGAUACUACAAGCAUAGCGCCAACUUCUGUUACAAGCUGCCUGACAGUGUAACUUUUGAGGAGGGAGCGCUGGUUGAGCCUCUGUCAGUGGGCAUCCAUGCCUGCCGCAGAGGGGGCGUGACGCUGGGAAGCACCGUGCUAAUCUGCGGAGCAGGGCCGAUUGGACUCGUCUGUCUGCUGGUGGCCAAGGCUAUGGGCGCAUCACAGGUGGUGAUAAGCGACCUGUCGGCGGAGCGGCUGACGAUGGCCAAGGAGCUCAGUGCCGACUUCCUCCUGGAGGUUAAAAGGGGCGAUGCGCCAGACGAGCUAGCCAGGAAGGUGGAAGGCCUUCUGGGCAGCCAGCCUCACAUCACUAUUGAAUGCACGGGUGUGGAGAGCAGCGUGCAGACAGCCAUCUAUGCAACCCAUCCAGGUGGAGUAGUGGUUCUGGUGGGUCUGGGCUCUGAGAUGACAACUAUCCCACUCCUCAGUGCUGCUGUCAAAGAGGUGGACAUCAGGGGUGUUUUCCGCUACUGUAACACGUGGCCGAUGGCAAUCGCGAUGCUGGCGUCCAAGAGGGUGAACGUGAAGCCUCUGGUGACGCACCGCUUCCCGCUGGAGCAGGCAGUGCAGGCCUUCGAGACCACCCGCCAAGGCCUUGGGGUCAAGGUCAUGCUCAAGUGUGACAAGAACGACCAGGGUCCAUGAGCGGGAGCGCAGCCGGUUAUCCACACCACCGCGGCAAUUGGUGGAGCACUAUAGAAUUACCGAGCCCUUCCCACAAUAGCUAUUCCUUUUCAGGGAAAACAUUCUUUGGCAGAGUACAAUUGAUUGUUCUGUGUCCUGGCAGUAUUGAGUGUAGAAGGUAAAAUUCCAGUUUGUGCUGGAAUGUUUGGUAUCAUGAGAGUCAGAUACAGCCCCUCCUUUGUUUAGUCUAAAUGAGUGCCCUUUGUAAACAUGAUAACAACUGCAAACACUUUUUUGUUCUUCAGAGAAGCCAUUAAGAAACAAUUGAUAAAACAGCCAUUAAAGAGUGUUUAUUUUGUAUGUCAAAUUCAUGGACUGAAAUCUCUGGUUUAAAAAACAAAUGUUCAGCAUUAAACUUGAUUUUGAUCAGGCCAAGUAACUCAGUAAAGAAAGCAUCUGAUUGCUAGGAAUUAAAGAGUAUUCAAAGACAAGGGCUGUCCACAGAAGCUCUCUAUAUAUGAUGUGAUUCUUCAAACAUACAA
Molecule: messenger RNA, 1737 nt
Organism: Megalops cyprinoides (Indo-Pacific tarpon)
Lineage: Eukaryota; Metazoa; Chordata; Actinopteri; Elopiformes; Megalopidae
Gene: sord
Product: sorbitol dehydrogenase
Exons: 9
Coding region: 152-1216 (354 amino acids)
Biological process (GO): D-sorbitol catabolic process
Molecular function (GO): L-iditol 2-dehydrogenase (NAD+) activity; zinc ion binding
Source: RefSeq, a predicted model, not a curated record